UCCCCCGCUCCACCCGGUCCACACUUCUCACCUCCAGGAUCCGCUCCCUGGCAGCGUAGGAAUCCCUGGGACCCGCAGCCCCCAGGACCCCCAGCCUCCAGGACUCACAGCUUCCAGGACCUUCAGCGCCAGAAUUUCUAGGGCUCACAGGCCUGCAGCUUCACAGCCCAGUAGCACUGGGCCCCGGCAGCUGCCAUGGCCCAGGCCCACGGCCACGGAGGGGUCCAGUUCCAGAACUGGGCUAGAACCUACGGCUGCUGCCCAGAACUCUUCUUCCAGCCCACAUCUGCUGAGGAGAUAAGGGAGAUUUUGGAGUUGGCUCGGCAGCGCAACAAGAAGGUGAAGGUGGUGGGAGGGGGCCACUCCCCAUCGGACAUUGCCUGUACCGACGGUUUCAUGAUCCAGAUGGGGAAGAUGAAUCGUGUUCUCAAGGUGGACAAGGAGAAGAGGCAGGUCACUGUGGAAGCUGGGAUUCUUCUCUCAGACCUGAACACGGAGCUGGACAAGCAUGGCCUGGCCCUCUCCAACCUGGGGGCCGUAUCUGAGGUGGCCGCAGCUGGAGUCAUCGGUACCGGGACCCAUAACACGGGAAUCCAGCAUGGCAUUCUGGCCACUCAGGUGGUGUCUCUGACGCUGCUGACCGCCACGGGCGAGACCCUGGAGUGCUCGGAGUCCAGCCAUGCAGAGCUGUUCCAGGCGGUGCGGGUGCAUCUGGGCUGUUUGGGAGUGGUGCUGACACUGACACUGCAGUGCGUCCUGACCUUUCACCUGCGGGAGAUAUCGUUCCCUUCCACCCUCCAAGACGUCCUCGACAAUCUGGAGAGCCACCUCCAGCAGUCGGAAUACUUCCGCUUCCUGUGGUUUCCGCAUAGCGAGAAUGUCAGCGUCAUCUACCAGGACCGCACGGAUCGGCCUGCUUCGUCCUCAUCCAGCUGGUUCUGGGACUACGGCGUCGGCUACUACCUCCUGGAGUGCCUGUUAUGGUUCAGCACAUUCCUGCCCUUCCUGGUGCCCUGGAUCAAUCGCUUCUUCUUCCGGCUCCUGUUUGCCCACCGAGCGGAGCACACUGACCUCAGUCACAGGGUCUUCAACUAUGAGUGUCGCUUCAAGCAGCAUGUCCAGGAUUGGGCGAUCCCCAUAGGGAAGACCAAGGAAGCCUUGCUGGAGCUGAAGGCCGCGUUGGAACGAGAUCCCAAGGUGGUGGCGCACUAUCCGGUGGAGGUCCGGUUUGCCCGGGGGGACCCCAUCCUGCUGAGCCCGUGUUUCCAGAGGGACAGCUGCUACAUGAACAUCAUCAUGUACAGGCCCUACGGGAAGGACGUUCCUCGGCUGCACUAUUGGCUGGCAUAUGAGAGGAUCAUGAAGAAGGUCGGAGGGAGGCCGCACUGGGCCAAGGCGCACACGUGCACCCGAGCUGACUUUGAGAUCAUGUAUCCUGCUUUCCGGCAAUUUUGCUCCAUCCGGGAGAAGUUGGACCCCACCGGGAUGUUCUUGAACUCAUACCUGGAAAAAGUGUUUCACUGAGGCUCAGGAAGGCCGGGGUCAGGGGGAUGGGACCCAGGUAGAGGAACUCACUCCUCCCCCACCCCCUCCUCCCCAGCCUCCCAUACCCUUCUUCCUUCAACCCUCUCCAACUUCCACCAGCCUCCACCUGCCACAUGCACCCCUUCCUCAGGUUUGACAGGAUGGGCAGGUCAGAUGAUUUAGUUUGGGGGCUGGGAUCGUGUCUACAAAGUGUACUGCCGCCUCCCAAGUGUCUAAGGCAUAUGGAAGGCACACAAUAAAUGCUAUUGAUUAA
Messenger RNA from Tachyglossus aculeatus (Australian echidna), 1798 nucleotides. RefSeq names its product L-gulonolactone oxidase-like. The transcript is spliced from 12 exons. Gene Ontology annotation, molecular function: FAD binding; D-arabinono-1,4-lactone oxidase activity. Bases 196 to 1524 code for a protein of 442 amino acids. The record is from RefSeq and is a predicted model, not a curated record. Gene Ontology annotation, cellular component: membrane. Lineage: Eukaryota; Metazoa; Chordata; Mammalia; Monotremata; Tachyglossidae.